UCAAUCUGAAGUUAUGAAUGGGCAUCUUCUCAUGGACCCAGCAAUUAAACAAAAUCUAAGUUCUGUGCUGCUUGCACUUUCCCCUUGAUUGCUUCUUGUACUCAAGAACCCGUUCGCUAACUGUUGCCAAUAACAUGAUGAUGGUCACUGGUUAGAGAGAAAAAUGAAAACUUUACAUUGAAAAAUUCCUUCUUUUUAGUUUUUACUCAUUUUGCUUUGAAUUUCAGGCAUUUUCUCCCUUAUUUUUUGUGGUUGAAGUGUUGGUGGGAAAUACCUAACUAGCUAAACCACCACCCACAGGCCACAAAUGACAAAUUCAGUGCAUGUCACAUGGGGUAUCUGGUCAAAGAGGAUAAAAUAAAAACCCAACAAAAGAAGAAACCAAAAAACGCUUUAAUUGAAUUCUUGAAACGUACCGUUCAAUAUUACUAGAUUUUAUGCAAUCAUCUCGGACACGUUUUGGGGUUUUCUCGGAAUGCAAACGCAGAAAGUUUGGCAACACGUGGUUGUCAAUGCGUUUUGUCCGAUUCCCUCACCUUAUUACCGCACCCCAUUAACUCUUUAACACUAUUUGUUAACUAUUUUUUUCUUUUCUGAACUUUUCUUGCUUUAAUCUUCACUCUUCAGUGAAAGAAAGAGUCGCGGAACUUGCAGUCAGCUGGGAUUUUAGUGGAGAGUGGAAGCUUAUAGUGAAAGGAUGUGAUUAGUGUCUGUAGUGUGUGUCUGUAUUUUCUUGAUUUUCUUCUCUUUUUAUGCGUUUCUUGUUUGUGGGGGUUCUAUUUCUGAUUUUAGAUUAGUACCUGUUAGAGUGUUUCUUGAAAUGGGUUGUGAACACCCGGACUGGUUACCAGUGGGUUGGAGAGUUAGUGUGAAAGUUCGGAGUUGUGGAAGGAAAGACAAGUAUUAUGUGAAUCCCUCAAAUGGCCUCAAAUUCAACUCCAAGCCGGAAGUGCUUCGGUACCUCAAAUAUUCAGCAAAAGGUCGGAAACCCAGGGCGCUUAAUAAUAAGGUCGAGAUCAGAAAGACUGUGGCAGACAAAUUGCCUCCCGGAUGGAUUAAGGAAAUCAGAACGACGAAGAAGGGUCGCAAAACCAGGAGAGAUCCGUAUUACAUUGAUCCUGUUACCGGACGUUACUUCCGCUCUAUGCAAGAAGUUUUCCGCUACCUAGAAUCUAAGGAUUCAGGAAAAGCGGAGUUCAAGCUAGAUAGCAAAGGUCACAUCAAUCAGGAGUUGGGAGAUCAUCCUCAAUCUUCAACUGCUGAGGCCAAACGACAGAGGUCGAUGGACAAGACAGCAGAAAAAAAUUUAAGUGGGCAUGAAAGCAUAAAGUCAGGACUAAAACUUGCUGCUGCCUUGAAACCUGCUGCAACGAAUAGCAUGAGCAAACCAGAGGAGGACAAUCAUUUGGAGCGAAAAGAAGAAGAUGAUUCUCUAGCUAUUGAACUUUCUGAUAAGCUACAAUUGGUCUACAGAGUGAAACAACAUGCAGAUAGAAUGGCAGGAAUAAAGAAAUUGGCUGACAACAAAGUAGAUAAAAGAGCUGAUGGGGAUCGGAGGUUCAAGUCAGGAUCAGUGGGUGGUGCAGAGAAAAAAGUAGAUAUGCCUGAAGCAAAUGUUACGAAGCAACUUAAGAGAAACUUUGAUUCCGCAGCUGGGAGCCUUCCAAAUACGCUACCACUGGUUAAUAGAAAGGAAGACCUGAAAUAUGGGAGAAGGCAAAGCAAGAGAUUGGCUGACAGUAAACUAAAAGAUAAUAUCAGUAAAGAUCAGUCGGUAGAAUCAGGCUCAGAAGGUGCUGGGAAGAAAAAUGUUGAUACGCCAGUGACCAAUGGCUUCGAACGCAAAGAGAAAGAGAAAGGUACAAUGGGAGAGGAACAAGAACAUGAAAGUUUACUGUGCCAAAAUAAGAGAAAAAACACAAAUAGCAAAUGGACGAGUGACUUGCCUCGGAGAGCUUCAAAGAGACUUGCAUGUGUGGAAGUUGAUCCAUCGUUGGAAGUGAAAACCAGUGACAAAGCUGGAGCUGAGGCUGCACUAUCAUGUGAGCCAGAAGUUAAUACCUCCAAAAGUGUUGUUAAAGCUGGACAGUCAGAUGAGCCAGACAUUGAUACUAUCGGAAAAUUCGAUAGAUGCAACAACCCGAAAGAGCUUCCUUCAAAAUGCAAAACAGAAAAUCCUACUGACAAUGAGCAAAAGGAACCAGUUGUUCAGAGAAAUCUUUCAUCUCUUAAAGACCAUAAAGAUGUUGGUGUCGACUGUAAGGAAGAAAACAAGGACGAAAAACAUCUCGACUCCUCUUUGAAGGAUCUAUUGAUGGAUCCGUGCAUUGAAUUUGCAGUCAAAACUCUCACCGGUGCAAUUCCUAUCGAAGAUAUGGACAAACUCGGCGAGAGUCCCGUCUCAUCACUAGCUUCACCUAAUCAAACUUCAUCCUCGUCUUCCAUGUUGCCGUCUGGCGAUAUCUGGGCCGAUCCUUGCUUUGAAUUUGCCGUGAAAAUGCUCACCAGUGAAACGCCUGCCGAGGACGGUACACAAUGGCGGGUGUCAUUCCAGCAGCCUCUCGGCUCAUCAGGAGUCGGUGGAUGCAACAGCCUAACGGCACCAGAGUUCAGGUUAGAUAACGUCUACCCAUCGGUAUACUCAUCAGUUGGCCAACCGAAUGCUGUAAAAAAGCCUUACAUGAGGCAACAAGGUAUGAGAGAUUGCCCUCCUCCUCAUGGUGGCUCACAGAACUUUGUCGGCCUUCGCAACGGGGUCGAAGGGCGAAAGCAGAAUUUCAUGUAGGAAGUUGGGGUGGUGUAUGACUUAGUCUGUGAAAUUGGUUGUAUGUAUGCAGAAAGCGUGCAAUAGAAUUUUGAAUCGUAAUUCUGUGAUUUUCUGCAGCAGCUGACUACACUUUCAAGUGCUGUAAAAAUGCUAAUCUAGUGCUAGAACUCUUCUUUUCCCUCUUUGUUGUAUAUAUUGUUCUGUUUCUCUC
Molecule: messenger RNA, 2978 nt
Organism: Sesamum indicum (sesame)
Lineage: Eukaryota; Viridiplantae; Streptophyta; Magnoliopsida; Lamiales; Pedaliaceae
Source: RefSeq, a predicted model, not a curated record